CGGGGCCUGCAGCGGAGCCGAGCCGAGCCCGAGCCCGCGCCGAGCCCUGACACUGUCCGUCCGCCUUCUGGCUCCCCGGGAGCCCGGACUGGCCGGAGCCCGAGCGGUGGCAGCGCUGGGAGCCCCAAGCGCCGAAGGGAGCGGACCGGACAGGACGGCCCUAGAGGAGGUGCUGCCGCCACAGUAGCAGGGACUGGAGUCUCCAGCCGCGGCCUCCCGGACCGUGCUGCCCAGGCCAGCUCAGGGAGAGCCGGGAGUACGAAAGCCCCACCCUCUGGGGCACCCCGGGAGCGGAGGCGGGAGCGGGGACGCGAGCAACCUCUCCCCCUGUUGGAGAGAAAAGACCCUUACCACUCGGGUGAGGGAAAGAAGAGACCCGUGGGGGGACGCCGCUCUUCUGCCUAGAGGCGAGGAAGACCCCUGUACUGGCCGGGGAGGAGACCCCCAGAAGUGGAAAGAGGGGAGCUUUCCGCAGAGAAGCAGAGUGAGACCACCCUAGCGCGCCCCCGCCCCUCCAAACACACAAUCUCAACAGUUCAGGACUUUGGAGGCAAAGAGAGAGAGGGCUCUGCCUAUGGAGUAGCACCCUCGGCCCACCAAUAUUCACAGGGGACAGGAGUCCUUACGUUCAGAAGCCACUCCAGGGAAAGAAGAGGAAUCGGCUUUCAGCCUUCUGGAGAGGGGAGGCCUCCCCCUCAACUUCCUCGUGCCUAGACAGUGGAACGGGGUAGAGCCCCUCCGCUCAGAUCUCCAGCAGACAGAAAGAGCCCUCCAACUCAGAAAGAUCCAGUUUGGGGGGGAGGGGAACUCCCCCAAGGGGGAGGAGACAACUCCUGGUUGGGAGAGGCUCCUCCCCUCCUCCCCAGGGUAACAAGCAGGGUGUGGGGGGUGUGCCACCUUCCCCAAGUAGGACCUCCUUCUCCUCCCCCUCCCCCUCCUCCUCCCUUGGCUCCUCAUCCUCAGGGGACCAAGUUCCCCUCACCAACUUGGGAGGCUCAGCCAAGUACAGGAAGAGCCACUGAGGAUGAGCGCCGUCACCUGUCUCUGAAGAGGGGAAUCCCUCCAGCCCCAAACUCCAGUACCAAGUGCUUCCCUCCCUUUGCCAGGGGAACCUUGGAGACAGGUUAGUGCUUUCUUUCAUCUUCUCUCUGUCAUCGUCUGGCACUAGUGGGUGUACGGGGUUGAGCUGGUGGAUCGUGGGUUUCACUACCGGGGAAGACAAGAGUGAUGACUCAGAAAAUCCAGUGGGAAAUGUGAUCCAAGGGCCUCCUGGAUUUGAACUCACAUCUUGCGGCAGAAGCUCGGAGAAAUGGGUUUCUUAGUGUUUGGGGACUAAAGGGAUGGGAUUCAUUUUAGGUCCCUUAGGGAAGUGGAUGUUUUCAUGCUGAGGAAAAGGGAUAUCGGAAAACGGCUGCGUUUUGAGAACGUGCAUGCUGUGUACACAACCCAACCAGUGAAGCCAGAAGUACCAUGGCUUCUGACCUAGAGAGUAGCCUCACCUCCAUAGACUGGCUUCCCCAGCUGACCCUCCGAGCUACCAUUGAGAAGCUUGGAAGUGCCUCCCAGGCUGGGCCUCCCGGGAGCAGCCGCAAGUGUUCACCAGGCUCACCCACAGAUCCUAAUGCCACCCUGAGCAAAGAUGAGGCAGCAGUUCACCAGGAUGGCAAGCCACGAUACAGCUAUGCCACUCUCAUCACCUAUGCCAUCAACUCCUCUCCAGCCAAGAAGAUGACUCUCAGCGAGAUUUACCGCUGGAUCUGUGAUAACUUCCCCUAUUACAAGAAUGCUGGCAUUGGUUGGAAGAAUUCAAUACGGCACAACCUUUCUCUCAACAAGUGUUUCCGGAAGGUGCCCAGACCUCGGGAUGACCCUGGGAAGGGUUCCUACUGGACAAUUGACACCUGCCCUGACAUUUCCCGAAAGAGAAGACACCCUCCAGAUGAUGAUCUGUCCCAGGACUCACCAGAACAGGAGGCCAGCAAGAGCCCACGGGGAGGCGUUCCAGGAAGCGGAGAAGCCUCACUGCCUCCUGAGGGGAAUCCGCAGAUGUCACUUCAGAGCCCCACAUCUAUUGCUAGCUACAGCCAGGGCACAGGAUCUGUGGAUGGUGGAGCAGUGGCAGCAGGGUCUUCAGGUCGAGAAAGUACUGAGGGUCCCCCUCCCCUCUAUAACACCAACCACGACUUUAAAUUCUCCUACUCAGAGAUCAACUUUCAGGAUCUAAGUUGGUCCUUCCGCAACCUCUAUAAGUCCAUGCUGGAGAAGUCCUCUUCCUCCUCUCAGCACGGCUUUUCUUCUCUCUUGGGGGACAUCCCACCCUCGAACAACUACUACAUGUAUCAGCAGCAGCAGCCACCGCCACCUCAACAGCAGCAGCAGCAGCAGCAGCCGCCACAGCCACCUCCCCAGCAAUCCCAGCCACAACAGCAGCAGGCAUCUGCCCAGGGCCCCUCAGCUGUAGGCGGUGCUCCUCCACUGCACACCCCUAGCCCGGAUGGUUGUACCCCACCAGGGGGAAAGCAAGCUGGGGCGGAAGGCUAUGGGCCUCCCCCUGUGAUGGCCAUGCAUCCACCCCCCCUGCAGCACGGAGGCUACCACCCUCAUCAGCACCAUCCCCACUCCCACCCUGCCCAGCAGCCACCACCUCCACAGCCGCAGGCACAAGGCCAGGCUGCCAUCAACAACACUGGCUUUGCCUUUCCUUCUGACUGGUGCUCUAAUAUUGACUCUUUAAAGGAAAGCUUCAAGAUGGUGAAUCGGCUCAACUGGUCCAGCAUUGAGCAGUCACAAUUCUCAGAACUGAUGGAGAGUCUACGACAGGCAGAGCAGAAGAACUGGACCCUCGACCAGCAUCACAUUGCCAAUCUGUGUGACUCCCUCAACCACUUCCUUACUCAGACUGGUCACGUGCCCCCUCAAGGGGGUCCCCACCGCCCACCAGCCCCUGCCCGUAUUGCUGACUCCUGUGCCCUCACCAGUGGCAAACAGGAGUCCGCCAUGAGCCAAGUGAACUCUUAUGGGCACCCACAAGCUCCGCACCUCUACCCUGGCCCAUCACCAAUGUACCCAAUCCCCACCCAGGACUCAGCAGGAUACAAUCGCCCAGCACACCAUAUGGUCCCUCGGCCACCAGUGCCACCUCCUGGUGCCAAUGAGGAGAUCCCCGAUGACUUCGACUGGGACUUAAUCACUUAGUGCAUCACAGAGUGUGGAGAUCAGCCCAGGGCCGCAUGGUGAAGUCUGGCAGUGGAGAAAGAGCAACCCCAACCCGUCCCUCCCCCCCACGUCUGUAUAUAGACAUAUAUCCUCUUUUUGUUCUUUCUCUGUCGGAGAAGCCACUGCAAGAUGCUGCCGAAGAUAACCCCCUCUUUCCUGCCUCGUUCUGCUCUCUUCCUUCCUGUUUUUUCCUAGUUCUUUUAUUAUUAUUCUAUUAUUAUUAUUAUUAUUGGUUAUAUACUGUCUGUAGUCUCCUGUCCCUACAUCAUGGAUCAUGUCCACCUCUUGCUAAUUUAAAAUCAUCAGGCUGGAAGAUGAAGCCGUGAUAGCUACAGAGAAAAGUUUCAGUCUCCAAUUUACCUUUCUCUUGGAGAAACUCGAUGCUGAUCCCACCUUUUGGCCCUAAAUUGUUUUUUGUUCCCGUCAGUUUCAGGCCAGGACUGGAGAGGCCACAUUACCAAGUAGAAACGGUCUGAAACAUUACUUGGCAGCCAAGAAUUUGGAGGUUUUAAAAUGGUGCUAAUUCUGUCCUCUGAGGUCUUCCUUGUCCCUUUAUACCUUCAAUCCUUACUUCUGCCAGUCUGCAUUUCCUAUCGGGGUGAAAGUGAUGAUGGUGGUGCAGGAGGGUGACAAUAAAAUCCUAUUGGAAUUGGAGACCUGGGUUGAAAGGGAUGGAAUAUAAGUCAGUGUGAAACUGAGUGUACACUGCCAUGUUACAUCAGUGUCCAUUGUCUUGUUUCGAGCGCAUUCUGUAAGAAGAUAGGAUUGGUUUUAGCCCAAACUCUGCUUCUAUGGUAGGGCAUGAGGACAACUAUUUGGCAUAGUUUUAGCUUCUUGGAGAUGAUUCCAACCUAAUUAUUUUGGCCUUUUAAACGAUUUUCUCUGAAAAUUAAUUGUGGCUCUUAUUUGCAUUUACGAAUUAUCUUCCUAUCCCUUUUUCCCAUUCAGCAAAUAUUAGUUUGUCCUCCUUUAAUUGUUUGCCCAAAUCUUCCACCCAUCUUUUUUCUUCCCCCAUUUUCUGGGAUUCUCAAGAAAGAGUAACCCAUUAUCACUCUGAGUUUCAUCAUGUCCUAAGACAUGAUGGGAAUCUCAUUCUCACCUCUCAUAGCAGAACCAAACCUUUAGUGUUGGUGGUAGGAGGAUGGGGAGAGGAAAAGGGAGCUGGCAAAGAAAUGGAUAGGGAAUAUUUUAGUUCUUUAAAUAUAUAGGCAGAUGCUUCUCUUGGAAUCUAGAUCAUCUGGCUGAAGCUUUUGCAAGUAGGCUUUGAGAGGUGAAGGAGAUUGGUGGAGGUGAGUAAAUAAUCAGAGGCAAGAGUUCAGUGAGGGCCAAGGGGGACCCCCAGAAAAAGGUAUAGAGCGAACUCAUCUCUUUUGCAAGGGGUGGCCAUGACUCACCGUUGCAAAGUACUCAGUGUAUAUUUAAUGUUAAUUGUUGAAUUUUAGUUAUGAGAGGGAAGAACAAUUUUAUUUCUGUCCUUAUUUCACUUGCUGAAAAGCUGUGGGACAAAAUGUAUGGAAUAGACAAGGCCACUUUCUUUGUGAUUUCUGCUUUUCAUUCAUAUUAUUUUAUUUACCCAUGAUUUCCAAGAGAUUUGGCUUUCUGCUCUCCUGCUUUUUUCUUUCAUCCACCCCUUUCCUUUUUUUGGAAGGGGGUUAUAUGUGAGAGUUUAUUGAAGAAGUCCAGUGAGGCUGAAGUAAAGGGGCAAGAUGGGGCAGUUAACUAAAGAGCACUUUAUUUCUUUGAAGCCUUUGUAAGAAAGAAAUGGGGGUGCGAGUGGCUUGAAUCUCCCAUGACGUUGGAGGGCACUUAGUGGGGUUGAAGUAUGACAUAAUAUUUCCCAUUGGGGAAAGGAGAAUUUCUCUUAGAGGGUGGCAAAAUGCCUUUGCCCAGUGUCUCUAUUUUAGGCAUCUUUUCCUUCCUUAUUCCUUCCAGUCAGGGUGUGUCCUACACAUAACUUCCCAUUAGUUCUCCUCAAUGUUACCCCUUUGUAAAUGAUCACUCCUCUUUUCUAAACCCUUUUCCUGUUCAGAUCCAUACAGGAUUUGCAAGGGUAGACUGAAUUAUACAUGCAAAUGCCCCUUGUUCAUCUGUGUCUUCUGCAAACUAGUCUCAUGAAGAAUUCUGGUGUGCAGCCAGGGUAGUGAAGUUUGGUUCUGGGACUGGAGAUUGGCCAUUUGGCCUCCUGAGAUUCCAGCUCCCUUCCACCAAGCCCAGUCUUGCUACAUGGCACAGGACAAACCUGACUCCCUUUGGGCCUCAGUUUCCCCUCCCCUUCAUGAAACAAAAAGAAUACUACUUUUUCUUGUUGGUCUAGCAUUGCUGGACACAAAGUGUAGUCAUUAUUGUUGUAUUGGGUGAUGUGUGCAAAACUGCAGAAGCUCACUGCCUAUAAGAGGAAAUAAGAGAGAAAGUGGAGGAGAGGGACAAAAGGAGUAAUUAUUUGGUAUAGAUCCAUCCAUCCCAACCUUUCUCUCCUCAGUCCCUGCUCCUCAUGUUUCUGGUUUGGUGAGUCCAUUGUGCCACUACCCAUAAUGCUUUGCAUUGCUGCAUCCUGGGAAGGGGGUAUAUGGUCUCACAAGUUGUCGUCAUUGUUUUUUUGCAUGCUUUCUUAAUAAAAAAAAAAAAAAGAAUGUUUACAGUUUUAUCUUA
Molecule: messenger RNA, 5865 nt
Organism: Macaca mulatta (Rhesus monkey)
Lineage: Eukaryota; Metazoa; Chordata; Mammalia; Primates; Cercopithecidae
Source: RefSeq, a predicted model, not a curated record